This is a messenger RNA of Patiria miniata (bat star), 3113 nucleotides long. RefSeq names its product zinc finger protein 420-like. NCBI's taxonomy places the organism in Eukaryota, Metazoa, Echinodermata, Asteroidea, Valvatida, Asterinidae. The record is from RefSeq and is a predicted model, not a curated record. The coding region runs from base 156 to 2951 and encodes 931 amino acids. The transcript has a single exon.
GAGUUAUUGGAUGAUCUACCGACAGUUUGACUUGAGCCAGCAACCGACCGAUUGAAAUUUAGAGUGUCCCAUUGAAGAACAAGCCAAACAUUUCGUGAGUCUGCACAGCAUUCUUCAGCCCAGACGAAUGGUCCAUACCUGAGAAGGACAACAACAUGGCAUCUCUUCCCGAAGGCAACUCGCAACAGAAGCAGCUGAACUCAAAUGAAGGUAGUUCAACAGAUGACAAGCAAACAACACAUCAGAACGAGAGGGCAGCCGACGGCCAGCACCAAAAGAAACCCAGUGCCCAAUCUAAGAAACGACUUUUCCUUUGCGAAGUGUGCUCCAAGUCCUUCAAGACACCCAGCCACCUCAAGUCGCACGAGACCAGCCACAGCGACGAACGACCAUUUGCCUGCGACUUCUGUGAUAAAAAAUUUAAACUCAACAGUGCCUUGAAGACGCACAGUAGAAUCCACACAGGCGAGAAGCCAUUUGAGUGUGACAUUUGCGAUGAAACAUUUAGAUUUCGAUCUACGCUUCGGAGGCAUAAGAUGGACCAUGACAAUGUCCGACCAUUUCGCUGCGAAACUUGCAACAAAGGCUUCUACAAUGCCGGUCAUCUGAGAGAGCAUGAACGAACUCAUACAGGAGAGAGACCGUUUGUUUGCGACAUUUGCGACAAAGCCUUCGCUGCCAAAAGCACGUUAACAUGGCACAAGAGGGUCCACACCGGAGAGAAAAGUUUUGUCUGUGACAUUUGCCAAAAAGGCUUCUGGCAAAGAAAGGACCUCACCAAACACGAAGGUUCUUGCAAAGUGACCAGCGAAACAAAACAAGGGAUCAAGAAAGUUUGUUUGAGGGUGGGACACACAGAGAGAUCAAACGUCUGCGAUGGACCUGUUGGAGACUUCUCCAAGCAAGUCAGUCUAGAUGGGAAGAAAGUUGACAAUGAAGAACCAAGCUCGACAUCUUCCUCGGGUGGUCUUGAUGGAGACUUACCAAAUAAGGAGUUGGAGAACUGCAGUGAAGAUCGGGCACUGGAUGAUCUGGAAAUGACAUGCAAGCAAGAGAAGGACACAGACACUAACCAGCAAGCAGCAAAUUCAAGAGUGCAUUCUAAGGACAACGCAUGGAUUUGCAAAUAUUGCUCCAAGUCCUUCAAGACCGCAAGUCACCUCGAGUUGCACGAGCGAAGUCAUACCGGUGAAAGACCAUUUGCUUGUGACCUCUGCGAUAACAAAUUCAAGAGCAAACAUACCUUGAAGACCCAUCGGACUAUCCACACGGGAGAGAAACCAUACUCCUGCGAUAGUUGUGAUGAAAAGUUCAGAUUUCGAUCCACGCUUCGGGUGCAUAAAAUGCACCACGAUAAUAUCAUACCAUACGUAUGCAAAUUUUGCAGCAAGGGUUUCUACAUUUCAGGUCAUCUCAGAGAUCAUGAGCGAACCCACACCAGAGAAAAACCUUUUGUUUGCACAGCUUGCGGUAAAGCUUUUGCCACGAACAGCUCUUUAACUUUGCACAAGAGGAUCCACACUACAGAGAAAAGUUUUGUCUGUGACAUUUGCCACAAGGGCUUCUCGCAAAGAAAUGAUCUCACUAAGCACGAAUGUUCUUGCAAAGGGACCAGCGUAACAAAACAAGGGAUCAGGAAAGUUUGUUUGAGGGUGGGACAUACAGAGAGAUCAAACGUCUGCGAUGGACGUGUUGGAGACUCUUCUAAGCAAGUCAGUCUUGAUGGGGAGAACGUUGACAAUGAACAACCAAGCUCCUCCACUAGUCUUGAUGGAGACUUACCAAGUAACGAGUUGAAGAACUGGAGUGAAGAUCGAGCACUGGAUGACCUUGAAAUGACAUGCAAGCAAGAGAGGGACACAGACACUAACCAGCAAGCAGCAAAUUCAAGAGUGCAUUCCAAGGACAAUACAUCGGCUUGCAAAUAUUGCUCCAAAUUCUUCAAGACGGCUAGUCGCCUCGAGUUGCACGAGCGAAGCCAUACCCGUGAAAGACCCUUUGCCUGUGACCUCUGCGAUAAGAAAUUCAAGACCAAGCAGACUUUGAAGACCCAUCGGACAAUCCACACAGGGGAGAAUUUAUUCUCCUGCGAUAUCUGUCAUGAAAAGUUCAGAUUUCGUUCUAGGCUUCGGGUGCAUAAGAUGCGCCACGAUAACAUCGUACCCUUCGUAUGCAAAGUGUGCAACAAGGGCUUCUACAGUUCCGGUCAUCUCCGAGAGCACGAGCGAACCCAUACAGGAGAGAGACCGUUUCUUUGCAUAACUUGCGGUAAAGCUUUCACUACGAAAAGCAUUUUAACAUUGCACAAGAGGGUACACACAGGGGUCAACAGGAGGGUCCGCAGAACCUCAUUUCAGUGCGACAAAUGUAACAUAACCUUCCCCGGUAAAAUUGAGUUCCGGGUUCAUCAAGUGAUCCACGCUAAACCUAAACAGUACGUCUGCAAAGAUUGCUAUGAGGUCCGCUCCAGCAGGGAGGCUUUGAAGGAACACCGGGCUGUUCAUGAAGCAUCAGCGAAGGUUCACAAACAAAAGACUUAUUGUUGCGAGACCUGUGGCCGAACCUUUGCUCAGUUCAGCCACCUGUAUGAACACCGAGUGAUUCACACAAAUCAAAAGUCUUCACUGUGCCACAUCUGCGGCAGUGCCUUCCAUAAGAGAUCCCAGUUGACACGGCAUCAGCUAGUUCACACUAAGGAGAAACUGCACCCCUGUGGAACUUGCGGCAAAGCGUUUGGUCUUCCUCAAACCCUGAAGACGCAUUAUCUUGAGGUCCACACCAAGCAAAGACCAUUCAAGUGUGACUCUUGCGACAAAGGCUUUGUCACAAAAUACAAAUUGUCGUGUCAUCAACGGGUGCACACAGGAGAGAAACCGUACGCCUGUAAUGUUUGUUAUAGAGCCUUCUCUCACAAAAUCACAUUAAGGAGGCACAACUGCGAUACCUCAUAAAUUACUGUGUUACCAAGGGAAUAAAUGUCUGAUUGGGUGGUGUUAAACACUGUUUAAGACUGGUUGUAGUCUGGAAUGCCAAUAAUUACCCAAGGCGAAACCAAGGGUAAUUAUCAGCAUUCCAGACUCCAACCAGUCUUAAACAUAGUGUUUAAUACCGAC